Messenger RNA from Haliaeetus leucocephalus (bald eagle), 576 nucleotides. It is a transcript of the gene THPO, whose product is annotated as thrombopoietin. The transcript is spliced from 5 exons. NCBI's taxonomy places the organism in Eukaryota, Metazoa, Chordata, Aves, Accipitriformes, Accipitridae. The record is from RefSeq and is a predicted model, not a curated record. Gene Ontology annotation, molecular function: hormone activity; cytokine activity. Gene Ontology annotation, biological process: cell population proliferation; positive regulation of ERK1 and ERK2 cascade; positive regulation of hematopoietic stem cell proliferation. The coding region runs from base 1 to 576 and encodes 191 amino acids. Gene Ontology annotation, cellular component: extracellular region.
AUGGAGCUGAACAGACUGCUCCUCCUCACAUCCUUCCUCCUGCACAUGGAAGAGGGCCAUGCCAACCUAACACGGCUGGUCUGCGACAACAGACUCAUCCAGAAGUACAUCGGGGAGGCCAAGGACAUGGAGAAGAAAGCGGGCCAGUGCCAGGCACUGCCCACACUCAACUGCCCCAUGGUGCUGCCCUUGGUGGACUUCAGCCUCCAGCAGUGGAAAUCCAAAUCGAAUGAGACCAAGCGGCAGGAGAUCCUGUGCGACCUGGCACUGCUGGUGGGUGCCGUGGUAGAGGCCCAGGGCCAGGUGACCCAGGAGUGCGGGGCCAGGCAGCUGAGCCAGCUUUACCGACACACCAACUCCUUCCUCCUGCUCCUGCAGACCUUCAGCUGGGAGGCAGGACCCUGGGAGCCAGGCUGCUCCACGCACUCUGUGGAGCAGACCCACGUCACCAGCAUUUUCCUCACCUACCGGCAGCUAGUGCAGGGCAAGCUGCGCUUCUUCUUCCAUGACCUGGCCAAGGACUUGUGCAAGCAAAGCCAGGAAGGUGGCAGAGACCCUCAGUGGAGGGCCCAGUGA